UCGCAGCGGCGCGGCGCGGCUGUGACAGGCGCUCGGCGGCCGGGCCCGGCCCUUCCCUUCUCUCCUCUCCCUCCUUCGCUCCCUCCCUCCCUCCCUCCCGCCCCAGUGCCCAGCGGGGGAACCGGGGGGGCGCGGCGGCGGCGCUCGGUCGGAGUGAGCCGUGGCGGCGGCCGGGGGCUGCCGGCGCCUGAGCGGCUCUAUGAUGAAAUUUAAGCCGAACCAGACGCGGACGUACGACCGGGAGGGCUACAAGAAGCGGGCGGCGUGCCUCUGCUUCCGCAGCGAGCGGGAGGACGAGGUGCUGUUGGUAAGCAGUAGCCGAUACCCAGAUCAGUGGAUUGUGCCAGGUGGAGGAAUGGAACCAGAAGAAGAACCCGGGGGAGCAGCUGUCAGAGAGGUGUAUGAAGAGGCUGGAGUAAAGGGAAAACUAGGCAGACUGCUUGGGAUAUUUGAGAACCAGGAUCGGAAGCAUAGGACAUAUGUUUACGUUCUUACUGUGACGGAAAUACUGGAAGACUGGGAGGAUUCAGUUAAUAUAGGAAGGAAAAGAGAAUGGUUUAAAGUAGAAGAUGCAAUCAAGGUCCUUCAGUGUCACAAGCCUGUUCAUGCAGAGUACUUGGAAAAACUGAAACUGAGCUGUUCGCCCACUAAUGGAAACUCUGUGGUUCCCCCUCUUCCAGAUAGUAACUCCUUAUAUGUCACUUCUGCACAGACUUCUGGGUUGCCCUCUACUGUGAGAUAAACAUUUGGAUUACCUCUUUAUUCAUGUCAUCACAAGGGGAGACAUCUUUGAUCACAUGUAGGCAUCUGUAUAAGUGUCAAUUCUAAGUGAAAUAUGUGAAUGUGUCAUAAUGUUGAGUUUAUUUGAACAUGUUUUUCCUUUUUAACAAUGUAAAAUAGUAUUUCAGCAAACCAAAGCCAUAUAUGGAUUUUUUUAAGAUGCCUUCGUAGGCCAUUUUAAAAAAGAAAUAAGAAACUUGAGUAUAUAAAUUUCCAUAUCUGCUAAAAUAAAAUAUGCAUCUCAGUGGUGUUCAGCUUAUUUAAGACUUGUCAGUUAGUCAGCAGUUCUACGAGAGUACUUGCUAUAGAAAAGGUUGAGCAAAUAGUCUUAUACUAAACUCUUAUUUGGUAUCCACAAAUGAAGUGCUAAGAACUGAAGAUGGCACUGUUGGGGAAAUGUGUGGUGAAGGCAGAGAUGCAUGUGACUACAAUAAAGCACUAAACCAUGUCGAGCCUGUCAAGAGCAAAGGAUACCUUCAUAAAGCACUGCUUGCCUCAGUCAUCCAAAAGGUUGCCUUAUCCUAUGCAAUCUUCACGUAACGUAGAACUAGAGCAAGGAUGGUAAACUUGUGUCUUGUGACUACCAAAACCAUUCUCUGUACUUUUGUUAUUUGGUCAGCUGAUGAACUGUCAGAAGAUAGAUGCAGAAAGUGUUGUGGAUUCCCCACCCUCCCUCACCUACUGUUUUUCCUUUUAGCCUUUGGAUACACGUCCUGUUCAUGGUGCAACUGCACUCAGGGUUCCAAAAACUUCUAACCUUCAGUGACAAGCAUCUUACCUAGUGUUCGUGCAGUUUGUUGUCCUUUAAAAAUACUUAAAGGAAAAUCAGACUUACUCAGUGGGCAUGUAUGUGUUACAGAGGUGUCUGUUAGCAAGCAUGUGUUGAGGUGUCUUGCCCAGCAGGAACCAGUUGGGGUUCUUCCUGUGCCUUGGAGGCAUGCAGGCUGAUACUUACACUAAUGGAAGAAUAAUAUUCCUUUGUCUUAUUCAGAAGGUAUGCUGAACCCCCCCUUUUUUUUAAGUUAGCUCUUAAAUACUUCAAUUUUACUGUUUUAACAUCAAUUGCUUUAGCUUUUUGAAUUAAAAGCUGACCUCUUGAUAAAAGCUACCUGGAAGAAAUGAGGUACAGCUGACAACCUUGUUUUUCAUUAUUCUUUUUUUCAGCCAAAAAGAUGAAACCUAAAUCCACUGUAGGUCUUAAUGUUUUUACUGUAGGGUUAUUCUGUCUCCCUUGCUCUCUCUCUCUCCCUCUGUGUAUGUAUGUUUGUGUAUGGUUUUCUUCUACAGGAACACAAUCUAAUUCAUAUGAACACCCUAAUUCUGAUUCCUUUUUGUAGGAUCUAAACCCAACUAUACCUCCUCUCCAGCCAAUCAAAACAGAGGUUGAGGUAAAGCUUUACCUCGCAUGUGAAGUUUAUUCUGGGUAUAGCUCAUUCUCUUCAUAGUAUUGGAACCUUUGUAAAUAGUCCAACUAAUAAAUAGUGAGUGUAAAAUGGAAAAUAAAUGUAAUUUAAACCUUUUGUUACUCAAUACACAAAUGGUUAACUUCUACUUUUUUAACACAAAUUGUGUAAAAUGCUGCUAUAAAUUAAACUUUUUUGUGCUGUUA
Messenger RNA from Cygnus atratus (black swan), 2389 nucleotides. RefSeq names its product nudix hydrolase 4 (gene NUDT4). The transcript has 5 exons. Lineage: Eukaryota; Metazoa; Chordata; Aves; Anseriformes; Anatidae. Gene Ontology annotation, cellular component: cytoplasm; nucleus. Gene Ontology annotation, molecular function: bis(5'-adenosyl)-pentaphosphatase activity; endopolyphosphatase activity; bis(5'-adenosyl)-hexaphosphatase activity. The record is from RefSeq and is a predicted model, not a curated record. Bases 200 to 742 code for a protein of 180 amino acids. Gene Ontology annotation, biological process: diadenosine pentaphosphate catabolic process; diphosphoinositol polyphosphate metabolic process; diadenosine hexaphosphate catabolic process.